AUAUCGAAUCCGCAGCCUUAAUGACAUUUCGCUGCUUCAACGAAAAGGUGCAAAAAAAAAUAGUAUUUUGUUUUCAAUUCGAAUAACAUAAAACGCAAUUUAUUGUUAAAGAUGGCAAUGUCGGUGUUGUUACGUUCGCAAAAUAAAUUCAAAGCUGCAGCCACCUUAUCAAAUGUAUUCCGAUACAGUACCAGCGCCAGCAAAAAUUCAUUCAAACUUUUGGAACAUCAAAAUGUAUCAAAAUUCGUAUUUCCCAAGUUAAACAUUGCACCAGUUGUGAAAACGGCUGGCAUUCGUCAAAUUUCAUUGACCGCCACGAGACAAUCGGCAGCUGGCGGCAGUCAUUCUGGACUAUGGACAGCUGAACGUUUUGUGAGCUUAGCAUUGUUGGGCAUUAUACCAGCCGCUCUAGCGUUUCCAUCAAAAACAUUGGAUACAUUGCUUGCCAUCUCUGUAGUGAUGCAUGCACAUUGGGGCAUCGAAGCAUGUGUCGUCGAUUACAUUCGACCAGUUAUUUUCGGACCUUUGAUUCCAAAGGUGGCACCGCUAGCUGUUGUCGCUUUUUCAGCACUUUUACUCGGUGGUCUUUUGUACUUCAUCCAAACGGACAUUGGUAUUGCACAAACGGUUCGAAAAUUCUGGGCCAUCAAAGGCCAAUAAACAUUGUAAACAAUUGUAAAUUGUAUGUGCGAAGAUAAUUUUAAUUUAAAUAAAAGUCAAGAAUGAAAAGAUCGGGUCGUUCAUAAA
Messenger RNA from Contarinia nasturtii (swede midge), 747 nucleotides. RefSeq names its product succinate dehydrogenase [ubiquinone] cytochrome b small subunit, mitochondrial (gene SdhD). NCBI's taxonomy places the organism in Eukaryota, Metazoa, Arthropoda, Insecta, Diptera, Cecidomyiidae. Gene Ontology annotation, biological process: tricarboxylic acid cycle; mitochondrial electron transport, succinate to ubiquinone. The transcript has 3 exons. Gene Ontology annotation, molecular function: ubiquinone binding; heme binding. The record is from RefSeq and is a predicted model, not a curated record. Gene Ontology annotation, cellular component: membrane; mitochondrial envelope. Bases 112 to 660 code for a protein of 182 amino acids.